Molecule: messenger RNA, 1910 nt
Organism: Amphibalanus amphitrite
Lineage: Eukaryota; Metazoa; Arthropoda; Thecostraca; Balanomorpha; Balanidae
Product: BAI1-associated protein 3-like
Exons: 4
Source: RefSeq, a predicted model, not a curated record
GUCUCAGUGACCCGUUUGUGAUCAUUGAGCUGCUGCCGCGACACAUCUUCUCGUCCUGUGUGGAGCAGCAGACGGUCGUCCACAAACGCACGCUCAACCCCGUCUUCGACGAGUGCUUCGAAUAUUCUGUAACGCUGGAGCAGUGCCGGGCCGAGGGCGCCAUGAUCCUUUUCACCGUGAUGGACCACGACGUGCUCACCUUCAACGACUUCGCCGGCGAGGCGUACCUCUCCCUGAACCAGAUCCCUGGCGUCGACCGGGGCACGUCCAACGCGGACAACUUCCACGGCCUGAAGGAGAUCGAGCUGAACCUCAUGCACCAGCGAGACAGAGAGCACCCGAUCCUGAAGACUCUGGAGAGCCGCCUCGGUGACAAGGCUGCACAGGACUUCAUGAAGAAAUGUCGCGAACGCGUCACCAACUUCUAGGCCUAGCUGUACUGGAUACCUGGUCUUCUCUGCCGAGAACACAUAUUGUGAAACGAGUGGAUUUUCCGGGGUUUUUGACUGACGGACUGGUUUGUGGGAAGGUGAUCACACUCCCAGUUUGGCCGACCCUGGUUCAGCCGUGUGGGGACAGAAGAACAUAUUCGAUAUGUACGCACACGCACGGGCCGCCCAGUUUCCGCGGGAUGCUUUGAGUGUUCUUUGUCGCUCUUGCGUGGCAGCCGUCUCCCUGAACGAGUUAGCGGAACGGAUUAUUAUUGUCUUGAGCGAGGCCAGUGUGACGUGACGGUUCCCUGCCGUCACCCGCGACGGACAGCAUGACGCGUGUGACAUGACAGCUUUUCACGAGUGACCUGGCAGCGCAGCCCUUGCUGUCAGCUAUAUCUAUCAAAUGCUACACAUAUAUUUACAAUCUACAUAUUUACCCAAGGUCAGUGUGCGAACUGUGUCACUGGAUGGGACAUAUUUACCGUGUGUAAGAAGAGUUCAUUUGUGAGCUCGUCGGAUCUCACUGUGAGACACACCAGUGUGAGUUAGACGUGAGCGGGUGUGAGAAGGGCGUGAGAGCAGACGAUCUCAUUUACUGCACAGCGCGAGGGGCGCCCUAUAGCCGUGCGCAAAUCAAAACAAGAAAGCUGGCCUCUGCGGCGGCCCCGCCGCGGCUCCAUCGAAUGUAGGAUAGCGUGUCGUACGAUCGUGUAUUGGAGGUGUACCGCACUGCCUUGUCAUCGUCCGCGCUUCAGCUGCCGAUCCUCUCUAACUUCGUGAGAUAGACGGCGAAUAUAGGCAUGUUAUCAUUCCGAUAUAGCUAUUUAUUCACUUAGCGUGUUUUACGGUGCACAUACCUACACCUUUUCGUGUUGUACACAAGAACGCAGACUGAUCCUGUGAUUAGGAGGUUUUCUAUUUGAAAGAACGACGUAAAAAUUAUUUUGUUGUAAGUGCUUUCUUGCUUUGUUUUAUUUAUCGCUGUGAAAAAAUAAUUGUACUAUCAUGGUCGCCUAAUAUCGCAUCUUCAGCGAACCGAUCUUUUCCCACAUGAUUGUCUAGUCUCAAAUGCCAGUCCAUUUUUAUCCAGUGUCGGAUAUGGCUGAUGGGUGACCGACCCUUCUUCGCUGGUCGGGACGAUGGAACACCUUCCUUCCCUGGUUGCCAGUUGGGGAUAGCGAGGUGAUCGGCCGGACAGUGUAUUGGUCGGCCCUGGGCGUGUACUUUGGGUGUGUGCUGGGUGUGUACUCUCGCUGCUACUCUCUACUAACGCUGUAUCGACUAUCGUCUCUAUGUGAUCCCGUUUCUGCGGCUCAGGUGCAGUGUGCACUGUCACGACGACUGAAUGAAAGGGAUGCUCGGACCGGAACCAUGUCCUUUCACGCUCAUGUCUGCGUGUGCGUGUGCCGUUCGUGUACUUCAUCAUAACGCGCAACUUUUUUUCUUCGCUCUGCUGAAUGAAGUUGAAAGGCUCUC